Molecule: messenger RNA, 4058 nt
Organism: Clarias gariepinus (North African catfish)
Lineage: Eukaryota; Metazoa; Chordata; Actinopteri; Siluriformes; Clariidae
Gene: pcare1
Product: photoreceptor cilium actin regulator 1
Exons: 2
Coding region: 163-3483 (1106 amino acids)
Source: RefSeq, a predicted model, not a curated record
UCAAAUGCAAAUGUGUGUGCAAUGGUUAACCAUUUGACAUUGACAAGUGCAGCUGUUCGGUAAGGCUUUAAAGCUUUCUUAUUUCAGAUGGCGCAUUUUAUUUUUUUAUACUCCUGGAUUCACAGAUUUAAAUUCUAAAAACGGAAAACUGAUACCUUUGAGAUGGGCUGUACCCCAUCAAGGGGAAAUAACCUAAAUGGAGCACAAGGACCAUUCAGCAAAGGGACAACAUUGCUGCCAGAGACUAAAAGAAACUUGGAGGAUAGACAAUCUGAUAAUGGAGGAAGUGUAAGCCCUGGUGCUGCUGGUGGUGCUGGUGAGAUAAGUAGAGAAAAAACACUGGACAUCAAUACAAUUUCUGUUCCUUUAGUCAAGAAACACCCUACAGUUGAACCUGAAGCAGCAACGAUUACUUCAGAAAAGGAAAAUGAAAAGAAAUAUGAGAAACGGGGUGCAAGGAAAACAAAGAAUCAUAAAAAUGCCAAAUCAAGCAUAAAGAAAGAUAAGGAGAGAAUACCUGCGACUGAGAAGAAGGUGGACUUUCCAGAGGAACUUGUAAAUGCCCAUCAAGCAGCAUAUGGAUAUCUUAAUCCCAGUAUCGAUAAAUAUGAACUGCUAUUGGGCUUAUUAGAUCAUGCAGCACAAACUCACAUUUCUUUGCAACCCAUGGCUGCGUUCAUGGCUCUCCGCUACCAAGAGUUCAACCAAGGUCUAGAAGAAAUUGUUAAAGAAGGAGAGACACUUUUAAAAGACCAUGGGGGACAUUUGGCUUGGCCACGCAAUACCAAAAAUGUACCUUCUCGCGGCAAACCCAUUCCCACCAAACCCCCACCAGACUUACUUCAGCAGCUACUUCAGUAUACGGUCCAAAGGAUGUGUCUUUUGGGACGAUCAGUGAAAGGAAUUGGGGACACAGCCCUUGAGGAUGCAGUGGAUUAUUUUUCAUCUGUCUCUGAAAUCCUACAGGAAAAACUGAAUGCAAAACGUGCCGUUGAGGCUAGGCUAAUGCAGCUGCUAACUAGAAUUGAAGUUGCCUCGUUACAAAGACCUGGACCAGAGGACUCAGCAUUGUUUAGUGAAGACAGUGGUAUUGGUGUAGAAAGUGAGUCAAUGGCUGGAUCAGACAGACAACGCCAGCGCAGAGAAAGCUGUGAAUCAAGUGAAUCCAGUCGUACAGUAAUUUACAGUCCAGAAAACUCUACCCCUGUCCAUCAAGGCUCUUCUUAUCAAACAUUUAGCUGCAGCAGCUCUGCAACCUCUAUUAAUUCCUUUUGUACAUUUACAGGUAAGGUAUUCGGAGAUACAGAAUCUUUGCUUUCUUGCACAUUAUUGGAUGAUGGUAAUGGAGAAGUAGAAGAAGACAGCAAGGAGGGCAAAAAGGAAAGAUAUUGUGAGGGUAAAGUAAGGUUGCAUUCAAGCUCUGCUCUUCCUGACUCUGGCCAUCAAACACAAUGCAUACCAACAAAACGCAUAGAAAAUCCAAACAAUGUAGAAAUGACCAUAAAAAUGAAAGAUGCCAUUAGUGAAAAGAUUAAUUUUGUUUCAUCUCAGCACUCUGGAGAAAAGAUAAAACAUGGAAUCUUAAAGACUAGUGACCAGCAGUGGACAGAUGAGGGGGACAAAAGGCGUCAAAGACCACAAACAGCUAUGAAUCAAUCACCUAAUAAGAAAGCGGCAGUUACUAAACAGCGGCGUUCGAGAUCGGCAGAUUCUCUUGGUAGUAAAAUGGAUGACCCCACUCUUCUUGAACUGGAAAGGACACAAAAAGAAUUGAGUAAAAGGAUGGAAAAAAUGGGAACGGUCAGAACAGGACAAAAUAUAAAUAAAGAAAUUUCUAAACAAAAAAAGCAAAAAGCUCAAACACAUCCUUUACGUUUAACUUCAUCAAACAGUAAUAGGAAGGCACUUGGUGAAAAGAUCGUUGCAGAAAAGAAUCAGUCGGAAGAAAGGGGGAAAAAGAAAAUCUAUAAAACUACCAACGGACCCAUGAAGGAAACCUCCCUUCCAAGUCCACCACCAUCACCCCAACAACUGUGCCACAGAGGAAAUUCUGUCAAGAAACUGAUUGACAGCUUCAGUCAGGGAAUGCAGGAAAGCAAACGGUUUCAUGAAAGGUCAAAAGGGCUUGGACCUCUUAAAGGAGUUAGGAAGUACGGGAUUCCAGUCAUUCCAGGUUUGGGAAGUGAAGAUAAAUUUUUAUGCAUUAAAAAUGACAGCAUGGACAAUCAAAAGGAAUGUAUAUCCUUGGAAAACCAAGAUGAUAUUGAUUUGGACAACCUACCACCACCUCCUCUGGAGGUCCUCAUGGAUAAUUCUUUUGAAAAUGUAGAAAUGAGCAAAACACAUGAAAAAUUGAACAGUAGGGGACGGUCUACCCUGCCAAAGACAACCAGCAUGUCUCAAAGGCUCCGCACUGCCAUGCAAUCUGUUACAGUUCUACCUAGCAAGGGAAGUAUGAGAAAAGGUUCUCACAGCUUAUCGCCUGCACGGAGUAUUACCCUGCACCCCAGUGGGGUGGCUAAGCACAGCCAAGUUGCUCCGACAUCUAAUGUAGGUUUAAGGAAUGAGGAAGCUGUCUCACUUUAUAAACAGGCUCGAAAAAUUAUCCACUUGCGGUACUCAUCCAAUUCUCCAACAGAGAAACCUGCUGUGAAUAAUGAAAACUUACUACUCACUCAAAGCAGUAUUGAAAGAAAUCAGAUGGACAAAAAGACCCCUGAAACAAGGGCGUCCAGUUCAACAGCUGGAGAAAAUAGUGAAAAUCAGUCACUUGACGCUUCAACUGUAUCCAGGACCCACAUGUUAUCUUCUACACCUGCACACAGGAGGCUGCCCAGUCCACCUGUAUUUAAAAGAACACCAAUUUCUUCCAACUCAUCUGGUACAUUAAUAUCUCGCAAACUUCCCACUCCACCACUAGCCAGCCAAUGUACACAAACUAAUACCCCCACUAAUCAAGACCCCAGGCCGAGCUGCAUUUCUGGAGUUUCCUAUCCUUUUAAGGCACCAUCUCCCCCUGCCUCCCCGAAAGUGCAAAGACGGUCUAGGGAUAACAACAGUGAGCACUGUGUUUCAAGAGUAUUCAGCAACGCUCACUCAGUUUUUUGUCCAGCCUCACCAUCUUUAUUUGAGGCACAACCAAACCGUGUGCCUAAACCUCCACAGGCAUGGACCCCGUCUGGACGUAGCAUACUACCUCGGCCCUGGGGUGAGCAUGCUCGGUCAUCUACGGCUGUCCAAGGACCAAAGCCUUUUGUUCGGCGUAGUCAGUCUGACAGAAGACCUAGUCUCAGUCUUCCACCUAGGGCACCAGUGGUGUCUAUUGCACAGUCUUGCGGAAGUGAACCAGCAAUCAACACUCAAGGGCUGGAAGAUGCUCCAAUCAGAGAUACCUGGAACAAGCGUCUGGAGAUCAGAGAAGCAAAUCGUUCUUCCUCCCACCCAGACCUGUGCAUUGUGGGUCAGGCCUUACAGAGUGAAUAACAGACCCUGGAUAAAAGCCAAGUAGGAUUAUGGAUUAGCAACCCUAAAUGGGAUUAAAGCUGUUUUCCAUUGGGAACUCAAGACAUAUUGCUGAGAAAAGAUCUCUACUUCAUCUGACUGCCUUUAUUCCUCACAUACAUUUGUAAAUAGUAUUUUAGAUUCAUGGAAACUUCACAACUAGCCCAUGGAAAUUUUCUUGAGUUUUUUUACAGUGUGUCUAAAUGACUGGCAACACCAGGGCAAAAAUAGCAUUAUACAGAAUGUACCGUAGACAUGGCUUAGAAUUGUGACCGGACAGAAGAAAAAAAUAUUAUGAAGACACGAAAAAGUAUUCUGUAAAUGAAUAGCAGGUGAAGAAGGGAAGGCCUGGUAAUGAGAUGGCCUAAGAAGCAGAGUGUGGGCAGAUAUUCCUAAUGGAAACUAGUUCAACUAUAAUUGUGUACCACAAGCCUCUGCUUAUACAUGUGCCUUGAAACAUUUUUUAAAUAUAUGUAAGCGGUUCUUCCCCCUAAUUGCAAUGAUGUUUGUCAAUGCAGCACUCUAACACAAAUUAAUUGUAGUCUGACACUAAAUUA